Microsporum canis CBS 113480 is the source of this 2112-nucleotide messenger RNA. Its product is annotated as nitrogen assimilation transcription factor nirA. Gene Ontology annotation, molecular function: DNA-binding transcription factor activity, RNA polymerase II-specific; zinc ion binding; DNA binding. The record is from RefSeq and is a predicted model, not a curated record. Bases 1 to 2112 code for a protein of 703 amino acids. The transcript is spliced from 3 exons. Gene Ontology annotation, biological process: DNA-templated transcription; regulation of DNA-templated transcription. Lineage: Eukaryota; Fungi; Ascomycota; Eurotiomycetes; Onygenales; Arthrodermataceae.
AUGACCAAAUCUCAUGAUCACGGCCCGCCAAAGAUCUUGGCCCGAGCAUGUCAGUUUUGCAGGGCCCGGAAGAUUAAAUGUGAUACCCAGCGUCCAAGCUGCAGUUCGUGUAUCAACCAGAAGAAAGAGUGCGUGUAUAUUUUAGAGGUCCCAAAGAGAAGGCCAUCUACAGCUAUUGUCAAUGCUCUCCAAAAUGAGAAGAGACAAUUUGAGGAGAUGAUAUUACGCCUGAAAAGGGCUUCUCCAGAAGAACGAGAUACCUUACUGGAUUCCAUCCCAAUUGAAGACGGCUCUGUGAAACUAAAGCGCGGUACGCCGCCACCUUUGACCCCCUCACCCUUGGGGCCCAAGAAGGUUAGCCGGGAAACAAAAUCUCAUCACUCAGAUGAUGAUGGAAUAUCCUCUGAUGAAGAUCUUGAUGUUCUCCCUUUUCUUUCUGUCGAUGAAGGCGGCAAGGUGGAUACUUUUGGGCCCUCCUCUGCUCUACAGGGACCGACAAAGCCCGUGAUCUCAAAAGGAUCCCCGGUCACUGAACAUGUCCGAAACCAGCUUAUAGCAAACGCAAUACUUCAGCGUCAAAGAGAGCAUGACAUAAGGUGCUGGCGGGAAAUAUAUGGUGUUCCGGUGGAGCUUGCUGUUCAUCUCCUAGACCUUCACUGGAAUCGGCAACACCAUAGCUUCCUACUUACGUAUCGACCUGCAGUCAUGAGGGACUUGAUACAAAAUGGACCGUAUUGCUCAGAAUUCUUAAUUAACGCGAUUUUUGCCUGCUCCUGCAAGUACUCGCAGCGAAUUGAAGUCCGAGAUAACCCGUCUGAUCCUGAAACGGCAGGAGGACGGUUUUUUGCUCGCUGUGACCAAAUUCUAGCCGAUCGGUCGCUUUUGAAUUCUUCUAGCAUUGCGACUUUAGUUGGCCUCCUCCUCCUUGGGUCAACUUAUAAUUCACUGGGACAGACCUCUAAGGGUUGGCUGUACACAGGAUAUGCACUUCGAAUGGUAUAUGACCUUGGCCUUCAUCUUGAUUAUAAAGCUACAACUGCCAAUGCAGAGGAUAUUGAGAUACGACGCCGCGUGUUUUGGGGUGCUUUUAUCUGUGAUAAACUACAGAGUUUGUACCUAGGACGACCGAUGGCAAUUCAUAUAAGGGAUACACAUGUGUCACGCAAUUUUAUGGAUACCAUGGAAGAGAAGGAAUUGUGGACGCCUUACGUGGACCCCAGGCUGCCGUCUGAGUCUUUGCCGGCUCUGCCGGGUACUCCUACUCCAAUCUAUUCAGUUACAACAUUCCAGCAAUUAUGCCUUUUGUCGAAGAUAAUGACCAAGAUUAUCAAUCGGUUCUACGUGGUUGGGGCUACUGCUGCCAAUGCAAGAGCUAGUCUACAGUCUAUUGAUGAUGCCUUGAUUUCUUGGAAAGAUAACCUCCCAUCAGAUCUUAAUUUUGAGCCUUGGUCGGAAAAUCCAUUGAUAGCCCAGGCUCGUCCGGCUCCGAAUGUCAUGAUCCUCAAUGCCUUAUACUACUCGUUAGUGAUACUUCUACAUCGGCCAUUCAUAUCCGAUGGCCAUCUUCGCUCUGCCGUUGCGCCAGCAAGCUCUUGGAAGCGUUGUACUUCCGCAGCUAAAAAUAUUACAAGCAUAGUCUUAGCAUAUAAGUCAGCAUACACCCUCCGAGGCGCUGCUUAUUUACUGAGCUAUGCAGUCUACGUUGCAUGUACUAUUCAUGUCCGCAACGCUGCAGCAACGGACGGCAAUCAGCCAAGUGAAAAUUCUUCUAUACUCUCUGCAAGUCUUCACAGUCUAGAUGAGCUCUCAUUACCAAACGCUGGUGUGUCUAAGACAGCUAGCAUUAUUCGGAAAAUUAUGGCAGACAAUGGGCUAAAACUUGUAUCAGAACCGGUUAUUGAUAUACAUUCACCAUCCUCCUUGGAUCUAGAUGCCAUUUUACGGAUGUUCCCGUCCAAAUCUCCUACCCAGGGCCAGCAACCAAACCAGCCUGAGGAUUUUGAUCAAAACUAUGGAAUGAACCCGUAUGGACCAGAAGAUUUACUCUACGGGUUUAUGGAUGGAGAAACAGCGUCUUUCUCAGACUUCACUAAUGGAGCCUUCAGAAUGUAA